Molecule: messenger RNA, 2525 nt
Organism: Hydractinia symbiolongicarpus
Lineage: Eukaryota; Metazoa; Cnidaria; Hydrozoa; Anthoathecata; Hydractiniidae
Product: TNF receptor-associated factor 4-like
Exons: 6
Coding region: 7-1182 (391 amino acids)
Biological process (GO): positive regulation of JNK cascade; tumor necrosis factor-mediated signaling pathway; regulation of apoptotic process
Cellular component (GO): plasma membrane signaling receptor complex
Molecular function (GO): protein binding; ubiquitin-protein transferase activity; zinc ion binding
Source: RefSeq, a predicted model, not a curated record
AACCUGAUGUUGGUUGUAUUUUCUUCAUUCAAGAUGGCGUCUGUUCCUGGGCAUAUCAGUUCGAGUUCCGCUCCAGCUCAACUUGGAACUUAUAAUUUCAGAGCGAAUGAUGUCGGUGGAUACGAUGUAGAUUUUGUCGAUCGUGUGAAUCCCGACUAUGAGUGCCCAAUCUGUCAAUUUACCUUUCGAGACCCAGUUCAAACAAGAGACUGUGGGCACAGAUUUUGUGAAAGCUGUUUAGAACCAAUUUUAAGGAAGACACCAUCAGUUUGUCCAAUUGAUAGACGUACAUUAUCUCGAGACAAGGUUUAUCCAGACAGAGCAUGCAAGCGUACUAUUAUGUCAUUAAUGGUUCGUUGCUACAAUUUCGGAAACGAUUGUGAAUGGACUGGAGAACUAGGAAGUUUGCAAGAUCACAUUGAGCAGUGUCAAUUAGUACCAGUUGAUUGUGUGAAUGCAUGUGGUAGGAGUGAUAUUCCAAGAAAUCAGAUGAACCAACAUAUAGAUUCUGAUGGUGACUGUCCUCUUGCAGUGGUUGCAUGUAGGUACAGCGAUGUCGGAUGCAAGUUUAAGUGUCGUCGGUUGGACAUGGUGCAACAUAUCCAGGAGACUAUCGAGCAACAUCUCGAUCUAGCGCAUACACGCAUCAGAGAACUGGAAGUACGCCAAGAAAAUAUAUGCAUGAACGGGAAGUUUUUAUGGAAAAUAUCUAACUAUGACCACCUCAUGAAACAGUCUGCUACGAAGAAAGACAAAGAAAAGCUUUGCAGUCCACCAUUUUAUACUGGUCAGUAUGGCUACAAACUUCGAGCUGAGGCUUUUUUGAAUGGCUUAGGACAAGGCAAAGGUUCCCAUUUGUCGUUGUAUGUUGUCAUCAUGAAGGGCGAAUAUGACGCCAUUUUGCCGUGGCCGUUCAAACAAAACGUCGACUUUUUCUUGAUGGACCAAGACGACGAUAUUUCGAACCGUCAAAACAAGGUGUGGAAGCUUUCAUGCGAGAGAAAUAGUGAUUAUUUUAAACGGCCAACGAAAUCGAAAAGUCUUGGCUUUGGAUGCCCGAAAUUUGUAUCGCUGGAAACACUAGCGACACGAAACUAUAUCCGAGAUCAAACGAUAUUUAUAAAAAUUGUAGUAGAACCCACAGAUGGACUUAUAUUUAACCCGAGUGUCACAACACAUUAACGUGGAGUCCUGUUGUCUUGAUUAUUAAUCGAGAUAAUUUAUUGCUGCUAUUUUGCGGCAUUGGAUAUAACAAUGCAGAUAAACUUUCAAGUGUAUAAAAAAAUUACGUCUUUUUAAGUUAUUAAUGUAUUAGGAUUUUAUUUUUGUGCGAUGGUUAUGUUUUGAAAUUUGUAGUGAGGUUUACCUCAUUAACAUACUCUACAUGAAAUUUUCGCUGAAGUUUUAUUUUGAUGUGGCUAUUUUAGCGCAUGUAGGUUUUUGAUAUUCUCGUGCGUAGCGAAUUUUCAUUCACAUGAAUGAUAUAAGUAUGUCUUUAACUGCAAUAUAUAUCUCACUUCUUAAUACACUGAAUUUGGAUUUGAGAAAAAGAAAUUCAUCGCAUAAGGGCAAUUUAAUUUUCACGCAACUAAAUUACACGAGCCAGCUUAUUUUGCCGAUCUCAUGCGAAAAGUUUUUGUGUUAACAUAUAGAACUUACUUCAAUUUAACAAAAUAUUUAGGAGUGUUUUAAUUAUUUUUCUCGUUAUUGUCAAAAUAUUUGUGAUAUGUGUUUGGAUCGUGCAGUUUAAGAAUGUUAUUGUGUUGCAUUGUUUACCAAUAAUUUUGUUUUGUUUUUCAUGUCUUCCUUGCUCCUGAUGUAAAAAAAUUCAUCAAAAUAAUCAAAGUAGUUGCUUUUACAUAAUUAUUUUUUGGCAAUUUUUUUACUCACACAUGUUAUUCGCGCACACAUGCUUUUAUAAACAUAGUUUUUUUUAUCUCAGCUUUAGUACCUCAGACAGAACUAUUCUAAUGACAGAGUUAUGAUUUUCUAAAAAUUUCCUGUGUUUUUGGCCAAAAAUAUUUCGCAGAUGCCUAAUUUUUUUCAGUUUUUUUUCGUUUCUUCAGUUUCUUCUGUUAGAGCCGUUGUGCGUAUUAAUCUUUUGAGAUAAAACUAACUAACUAACCAACAACCUUUAACUGUAUGGGUGUAUAUAGUAAAUUCUGUAUAUAAACAAAUGAUUUUUUAACACGACAAUUUACGUUAACGUUUACCCCCCUACCGUUUCAAGUUUUACCUUUAAAAAUUCUAACUUUAGCUCUUGUUUGCUUUAAGUUUUCUGAAUUGCUAAGUUGGUUUAUAAAACAAAUUUUUCCACGUUAAAUUCAACCUUCCAGUAAAUUAUCAACCAUUUCAAUGAAGGGAGACAGUAUAGCUAACUCUUUUAUGGAUAGGAAAGUGUAACUAUAUGAAAAUAGUAUUUUGUAUUUUUCUCUCUAUUCGUGCAAUAUUUAGUUUUUAUUGGCAUGUUUGACCUUUGCAGGAUAUGUAAAGUUACAUCAAUUUAAUAUAAACUCUACAUAAGU